This is a messenger RNA of Coregonus sp. 'balchen', 10095 nucleotides long. The record is from the annotation of a GenBank genome assembly. Lineage: Eukaryota; Metazoa; Chordata; Actinopteri; Salmoniformes; Salmonidae.
AUGGUGUUGAGUAACUCUUCUGUAGCUCCAGCCAACCCAAAGACUGGAGAGAUUUUGGAAGUAAGUUGCCACCCUGAGCCACACACACACACACACACACACACACGUUGCAUCACAUCAUAUCACGUCUCUGUCGUCUCUAAAGGUACUGGCCAAUGUCAUUGAUGUUCUUCAACUCCAGUCCAAUGGUCACGGUGGUAACAGCAGUAAAGUGAAUACGCUACUGAGGACAGUUGAAAAAGUUAUCAGACUGAUCGCUCCACAGCUGGAAGGGAACGUGAGCAGGAUAAAUACAAACCACACAGGUAACAUUCAUACUGAACACACAUUUACUGAUCAUUAACAUCACAGGUACCACAAGUUAACCUUACACUGAACACAUAUUGACCCCUAAGUGACCACUUGUUCUUUCAAUAAUGCUGAUUUCUAGUCAGUAUAGAUUUUUGGAUUUUUGUCCCUAUGUUGAAAAACAGAGGUGGAGAUUGUGGUGAGGAGGGACAGGACUCCUCCCCGAGGACCAGUCAGACUAACCAAUGAGAAAAUCCAACUUGACACCACCUGGGAGACGGUGAUCGGAUUGGACAGGAAUUAUGCAGGUACAGUCCCACUCAGCUGCAAUAGCAUUAGGCUUCUCAAAUUAUUAUUAUAGAGACAAAGUAAUUGGGAGUUUCUAAGUAUUUACAGACAUUUCUAAGGUUAUUAUGUAUUUUGUAUCAUGUACAGUUGAAGUCGGAAGUUUACAUACACCUUAGCCAAAUACAUUUAAACUCAAGUUUUUCACAAUUCCUGACAUUUAAUCCUAGUAGAAAUUCCCUGUCUUAGAUCAGUUAGGAUCACCACUUUAUUUUAAGAAUGUGAAAUGUCAGAAUAAUAGUAGAGAGAAUGAUUUAUUUCAGCUUUUAUUUCUUUCAUCACAUUCCCAGUGGGUCAGAAGUUUACAUACACUCAAUUAGUAUUUGGUAUCAGAAGUUUACAUACACUCAAUUAGUAUUUGGUAUCAGAGGUUUACAUACACUCAAUUAGUAUUUGGUAGCAUUGCCUUUAAAUUGUUUAAAUUGGGUCAAACAUUUUGGGUAGCCUUCCACAAGCUUCCCACAAUAAAUUGGGUGAAUUUUGGCCCAUUCCUCCUGACAGAGAUGGUGUAACAGAGUCAGGUUUGUAGGCCUCCUUGCUCGCACACGCUUUUUCAGUUCUGUCCACAUUUUUUCUAUAAGAUUGAGGUCAGGGCUUUGUGAUGGCCAUUCCAAUACCUUGACUUUGUUGUCCUUAAGCCAUUUUGCCACAACUUUGGAAGUAUGCUUGGGAUCAUUGUCCAUUUGGAAGACCCAAGCUUUAACUUCCUGACUGAUGUCUUGAGAUGUUGCUUCAAUAUAUCCACAUAAUUUUCCUUCCUCUUGAUGCCAUCUAUUUUGUGAAGUGCACCAGUCCCGCCUGCAGCAAAGCACCCCCACAGCAUGAUGCUGCCUGUUCUUCGGCUUGCAAGCGACCCCCUUUUUCCUCCAAACAUAACGAUGCUCAUUAUGGCCAAACAGUUAUAUUUUUGUUUCAUCAGACCAGAGGAUUUCUCCAAAAAGUACAAUCUUUGUCCCCAUGUGCAGUUGCAAACCGUAGUCUGGCCUUUUUAUGGCGGUUUUGGAGCAGUGGCUUCUUCCUUGCUGAGCGGCCUUUCAGAUUAUGUCGAUAUAGGACUCGUUUUACUGUGGAUAUAGAUACUUUUGUAUACAGUGAAUUAUAAGUGAAAUAAUCUGUCUGUAAACAAUUGUUGGAAAAAUGACUUGUGUCAUGCACAAAGUAGAUGUCCUAACCGACUUGCCAAAACGAUAGUUUGUUAAAAAGAAAUUUGUGGAGUGGUUGAAAAACAAGUUUUAAUGACUCCAUCCUAAGUGUAUGUAAACUUCCGACUUCAACUGUAUGAUUUGUGCAUAGGCUGUGGUUCUGUUUUGUGCAAGGCUUAUUUUAUGGGCAUCAUAUGUGUACCGUUUGUGUUUUAUGUUGUAGGGUGAUGGGUUUGUAUACUACAUGAUUUGUGUAUUGGUUUUGUUUUAUAUUGUUUGUGUUUCUGUAUGUUUUAAGUGUAUAGGUUUUGUAUGAUGUUGUUUGCAGGGUUUGGUUUUGCCGUUCUGCUCAGCUACAAGAGUCUGCUGACUUUUACCAAAAGCUCUGAGGUGCUCUCCUCCAGAGUGGUGACUGCAUUCGUUAGCAACCCCAACACAACAAAUCUGUCUGAACCUAUCAUUCUCACCUUCAAUCACAUGGUAACAAAAAGGCUGACUGUCAUUUAAAGUGAUAGUUCACAUCUUUUACUUUUAGCUUACCUUUGACUUCCCUAGUGUGUGGUUGUUUCCUCCAAACCAUUUUAAAAUUUGUUAGCUGGUUAUUUAGCAACACCCAGAAUCUACUGGCUAGCAGAUUUGAAUUCAUUAGGGGCUUAGCCCAAAGCCAGUAGGGCGGUCUGGGGGCAUUCUACCCCGGCGCAAAAAAACAAAAAGGAAUAGCAUGAAUUUGGUGCACUCUGAGAUGAACAUUGAGAGAUUAGAACAAUGAGAGAUUAAAUAUUUUUCAGGUAAAUACCCAAACACCUCUCUCUCUCUCUCUCUCUCUCUCUCUCUCUCUCUCUCUCUCUCUCUCUCUCUCUCUCUCUCUCUCUCUCUCUCUCUCUCUCUCUCUCUCUCUCUCUCUCUCUCUCUCUCUCUCUCUCUCUCUCUCUCUCUCUCUCUCUCUCUCUCUCGUAAUUAAAAUCCAUAGAGCAGCUUUAAGUGAUACAGUCUAUUGUGUGCUCACCCCUCCUCUGCCUCUCCAUCGCUUGUGCUAUGUUGUCUGUUGCUGUCUCGUCUGCCCUCUUCUGUUGCUGUCUCUUAGUCUUAUAUGUUACUGUCUCUUGUUUACCUUCGUCCUGUCCUGGUUGUAAAAAGUGUAAAAGUAAACAAUUGUUUUAAUAGUAAUUUCACAGGCUUUUUCCCCUCACCUGCAAAUUAUUUGUAAACUACGUUUUACGUUUUCACUGUCUGUAUUUCACCUUUUAUAAUUUUUGAAAAUAUACUGAACAAAAAUAUAAACACAACAUGUAAAGUGCUGGUCCCAUGUUUCAUGAGCUGAAAUAAAAGAUCCCUGAAAUGUUCCAUACACAUUAAAAGGGUAUUUCUCUCAAAUUUGGUGGACAACUUUGUUUACAUUCCUUUUAGUGAGCAUUUCUCAUUUGCCAAGAUAAUCCAUCCACCUGACAGGUGUGGCAUAUCAAGAAGCUGAUUAAACAGCAUGAUCAUAACACAGGUGCACCAAUAAAAGGCCACUCUAAAAUAUGCAGUUUUGUCACACAACACAAUGCCACAGAUGUCUCAAGUGUUGUGGGAGUGUGCAAUUGGCAUGCUGACUGCAGGAAUGUCCACCAGAGCUGUUGCCAGAUAAUUGAAUGUGUAUUUCUCUACUAUAAGCCGCCUCCAACGUCGUUUUAGAGAAUUUAGCAGUACGUCCAACCAGCCUCACAACUGCAGACCACUUGUAAUCACGCCAGCCCAGGACCUCCGCAUCCGGCUUCUUCACCUGCGGGAUUGUCUGAGACCAGCCACCCCGCCAGCUGAUGAAACUGAGGAGUAUUAAAGCCCUUUUGUGGGGAAAAACGAAUUCUGAUUGGCUGUCUCUGGCUCCCCAGUGGCAUAGGCCCACCCAUGGCUGCGCCCCUGCCCAGUCAUGUGAAAUUAGGGCCUAAUUUAUUUAUUUCAAUUGACUGAUUUCCUUAUAUGAACUGUAACUCAGUAAAAUCGUUAAUUGUUGCGUUUAUAUUUUGGUUCAGUAUAAAUACAACUAAUUAGAAUCUAUAGAGCAGCUUGAAGUGAUAGUCUACUGUGUGCUCUGUUCUCUCUCCAUCUGCCCUCUCCUGUUACUUUCUCUGUCUUGUCUGUUGCUGUCUCAAGUUCUAGUUUGUUACUGUCUCCUUAGUCUAUCCUCUUCUGUUAUGGUCUGUUAUGUUCUUCUGGUGUCUCUCUCCAUCAUAUCCUAUUCUUCUGUUGCUGUCUUUGUGUCUUGUCUGGUGUCUCUCACCAUUACCUAUUCUUCUGUUGCUGUCUCUGUGUAUUGUCUGGUGUGUCUCUCUCCAUCAUAUCAUAUUCUUCUGUUGCUGUCUCUGUGUCUUGUCUGGUGUCUUUCUCCAUCAUUUACUCUUCUGUUGCUGUCUCUGUGUCUUGUCUGGUGUGUUCCUUAAGUUUUGCAGACCAAAACGUUCAAGGGGAUAGUGGGGUAGCUUAACUUGUUUUGGGCCUGUGUCUGUGUCACCUAAAUUAUACUGUUUCCUACCAGUUGCCCCUGGCUGCUGCUGUUCUAAGUGCUCCACUGGCCUGCUGUUCUCAUCUGUCCUCCUGCUUGGCUAAUCUGCCAGGUAACAAGGUAGAGGUACAACGUGUCAUUAGUUAGUUUUAAAGGGCAACUUCCUGAUUUUGCCUUGUUUUAGAUUUGGUUCCUUAAGAAAUGAUAGUGGCCAUGACUGAAUUCAAACGUGAGAUGAUUUCGGGGUGUGGUUUGAUGUGGGUGCCUCGUGUAUGUGUUCGCAGGUGGGAAGAGUUAGACAAAUUAUUUAGCCAAUUAGCUUCAGACGGCUAGUGUGCGGCUUGACUGACUUUGGAUAGCCUAUCUCCAGGGCUAGUUUGGGACCGUCAAUAAAUUACAGUAUGUAAAUGAGACAUUAUUUUCAUGUUGCACACCUUUUAGUUUUCUAAUGAAAUUCUUUCAAUAUUUGUAUAGGAAUUUCUACAAUAUAUAUUUGGUUUGAGGUUUUUAAGUCAUUGAAAUUGGGAGCUAUUGGAAUUUUAACAUAUUGUCCCAUGUAUUUGUGUAAUGUACCGAUGGUCCCAAACUAGCCCCAUAGGUAUAUCCACAAGCAUUUCGCUACACCCACUAUAACAUCUGCUAAACACGUGUAUGUGACAAAUAAAAUUUGAUUUGAUAUCCAAAGUCUACCUGAAAUUUACCACAGGCAUUACAAUCAGGUGGCGUGCAGCUGCACUCCGAAUUGAUGAUUACUUGUGUUCUGCCAGCUGUGAGCAGGAUUGAAACAAACCCUACCUUCAUUUACUUUGUGAUACUUUCAUGACCACAUCUCACAAAAAUCAGUUUUGGACAAGACUGACUUUAUGACCAAAAUUAUCCUAUUUACACUUUGUAGUAAAUUUUGACAGUAGAUAAAUGUUUCUGACUCAUAUCGAUGCCACAUAGUCUGUUUUCUAAAUGAGAAGUUGGUUUUUAGGGGCAUUUACUCUUUAAAGUUACUGUACACUGACACGACCAGGGCAACUCAACUGCAAAGAAAAAUUCAAGUGUCCGCAUAACAGCAUAACAACUCCAAACAUGACAGAUAAAGCUAAAUAGCCCCUAGGCCAUAUGAAAAUAAAGAGAAAUGGGUAAAAAAAAGAAAUACCUGUAGAAUAGAAGAAGUUAUAAUACCUCUGAUGUAUUUAAUUUUGUCAGUUCUACCAGCUAAUAUGAGAUUUUUAAAUUACAUAACAUUUGAGGUCAGAUAACUUAACCGCCUAUGUAUUUUCAAUGUUUUGUUCACCUACAAUCUAACCACAAAGCUGGCCAUCUUCUAAGUUUAAGUUCAAGUUUGUUUAUUUGUCAUGUACACAUUAUACACUAUAUAUACAAACGUAUGUGGACACCCCUUCAAAUUAGUGGAUUCGGCUAUUUCAGCCACACCCAUUGCUGAGAGGUGUAUAAAAUCGAGCACACAGCCAUGCAAUCUCCAUAGACAAACAUUGUCAGUAGAAUGGCCUUACUGAAGAGCUCAGUGACUUUAAACGUGGCACCGUCAUAGGAUGCCACCUUUCCAGAAAGUCAGUUCAUCAAAUGUCUGCCCUGCUAGAGCUGCCCUGGUCAAUUGUAAGUGUUGUUAUUGCGAAGUGGAAACAUCUACAAGCAACCAGAACUCACAGAACGGCAUCGCCGAGUACUGAAGCGCGUAGGGCGUAAAAAUCGUCUGUCCUCGGUUGCAAAACUCACUACCGAGUUCCAAACUGCCUCGGGAAGCAAUGUCUGCAAAAUAACUGUUCGUCAGGAGCUUCAUGAAAUGUGAUUCCAUGGCCGAGCAGCCAUGCACAAUGCCAAGCGUCGGCUGGAGUUGUGUAAAGCUCGCUGCCAUUCGACUCUGGAGCAGUGGAAACGCGUUCUCUGCACAAAGCGAGGUCCAUACAGAAAUGGUUUGUCAAGAUCAGUGUGGAAGAACUUGACUGGCCUGCACAGAGCCCUGACCUCAACCCCAACAAACACCUUUGAGAUGAAUUGCAACGCCGACUGCGAGCCAGGCCUAAUCGCCCAACAUCAGUGCCUGACCUCACUAAUGCUCUUGUGGCUGAAUGGAAGCAAGUCCCCGCAGCAAUGUUCCAACAUCUAGUGGAAAGCCUUCCCAGAAGAGUGGAGGCUGUUAUAGCAGUAAAGGGGAGACCAACUCCAUAUUAAUGCCCAUGAUUUUGGAAUGAGAUGUUCGACGAGCAGGUGUCCACAUACCUUUGGUCAUGUAGUGUAUACAUGGAGUUCACAGUGCAAUGAAAUGCUCACUUGCAGGUUAAUCUCUCAACAAUGCAACAACAAUAGAAAAAGUAAGUAGCUAAGUGAAUAAAAAGAUAAAUAAAAGCUCAAUUAAAUAAUUUUACCAAUGUAAUAAUUAUUUUUUACAAAUAGUUAAAUAGCCUUCUGGAAAUAACAGACAUGAGCCAAGCAUGUUUAUCUGUAGAAUUGAAUAGGUUGUAAGAUCUCUAUGAUUCAUUUCAUUUUGUCAGUUCUACCACCUCAAUUUUGCUCAUUUUAAACAGGGUUAGAUAUAAUGUUGUAGUGAAGUUCAGCUUCAGUCCACAGGGAGCACUGUGUCACUGUCAGAAGAUGUGUUAAAUCAGAAAAACUUUCUCUCAUCUCUUUGGUAUCAGCUAGCUAAGUCAGCCAGUUGUUAACGUUAGCUACAGAAACAAAACCCAUCAAAAAUACUCACUGGAAAUAAAUACUUUUCCUAAUAUUAUGACUUACAGUAAUAAUAAUAAUAAUACAGUAAUACUUACAGUAUAUCAACAUCCUUCGCUUGCCCAUUCUCUAAAUAUACUUUUAAAUAAUUCUGACUGACACCCAAUAGCUUAAGGACGCUGAGCACUAACGCUACCUUAUUAGCAUUAGCAAACCCUUAUGCUGAGGGAGACUAGGUAGUUAGCUACCACCAACCCUGCACAAACCUGUGGCGAACUAUGCUGCUGCACUUUGACUUUCUGGCUAUUCUGCCCUCCACCUCAUUCACUGCUGCCUCAACUCUCUCUUUUGGAAUAUCCAUAUUUGCUCUGUGCUAUGCUGCAGACUGACUGGGCGACAGGCGUUUUGCAGAGUGAUGACAUUGACGUCUAAACGCUGAUGUGGGGGAGGGUCAAGGAACGUGAGCGGUCCACUGCGUUGUGGAAAUGUCGACCAAUCACAGCAGGCACAGCGUCAUCCAACUUAUUGUGGGAAGCUACCCGAAAUGUUUGACCCAAGUUAAACAAUUUAAAGGCAAUGCUACCAAAUACUAAUUGAGUGUAUGUAAACUUCUGACCCACUGGGAAUGUGAUGAAAGAAAUAAAAGCUGAAAUAAAUCACUCUCUACUAUUAUUUCACAUUCUUAAAAUAAAUUGGUGAUCCUAACUGACCUAAGACAGGGAAUUUUUACUAGGAUGAAAUGUCAGCAAUUGUGAAAAACUUGAGUUGAAAUGUACAGUGGGGAAAAAAAGUAUUUAGUCAGCCACCAAUUGUGCAAGUUCUCCCACUUAAAAAGAUGAGAGAGGCCUGUCAUUUUCAUCAUAGGUACACGUCAACUAUGACAGACAAAAUGAGAAAGAAAAUUCCAGAAAAUCAUAUUGUAGGAUUUUUUAUGAAUUUAUUUGCAAAUUAUGGUGGAAAAUAAGUAUUUGGUCAAUAACAAAAGUUUCUCAAUACUUUGUUAUAUACCCUUUGUUGGCAAUGACACAGGUCAAACGUUUUCUGUAAGUCUUCACAAGGUUUUCACACACUGUUGCUGGUAUUUUGGCCCAUUCCUCCAUGCAGAUCUCCUCUAGAGCAGUGAUGUUUUGGGGCUGUCACUGGGCAACACAGACUUUCAACUCCCUCCAAAGAUUUUCUAUGGGAUUGAGAUCUGGAGACUGGCUAGGCCACUCCAGGACCUUGAAAUGCUUCUUACGAAGCCACUCCUUCGUUGCCCGGGCGGUGUGUUUGGGAUCAUUGUCAUGCUGAAAGACCCAGCCACGUUUCAUCUUCAAUGCCCUUGCUGAUAGAAGGAGGUUUUCACUCAAAAUCUCACGAUUCAUGGCCCCAUUCAUUCUUUCCUUUACACGGAUCAGUCGUCCUGGUCCCUUUGCAGAAAAACAGCCCCAAAGCAUGAUGUUUCCACCCCCAUGCUUCACAGUAGGUAUGGUGUUCUUUGGAUGCAACUCAGCAUUCUUUGUCCUCCAAACACGAGUUUGAGUUUUUACCAAAAAGUUAUAUUUUGGUUUCAUCUGACCAUAUGACAUUCUCCCAAUCCUCUUCUGGAUCAUCUAAAUGCACUCUAGCAAACUUCAGACGGGCCUGGACAUGUACUGGCUUAAGCAAGGGGACACGUCUUUCACUGCAGGAUUUGAGUCCCUGGCGGCGUAGUGUGUUACUGAUGGUAGGCUUUGUUACUUUGGUCCCAGCUCUCUGCAGGUCAUUCACUAGGUCCCCCUGUGUGGUUCUGGGAUUUUUGCUCACCGUUCUUGUGAUAAUUUUGACCCCACGUGGUGAGAUCUUGCGUGGAGCCCCAGAUCGAGGGAGAUUAUCAGUGGUCUUGUAUGUCUUCCAUUUCCUAAUAAUUGCUCCCACGGUUGAUUUCUUCAAACCAAGCUGCUUACCUAUUGCAGAUUCAGUCUUCCCAGCCUGGUGCAGGUCUACAAUUUUGUUUCUGGUGUCCUUUGACAGCUCUUUGGUCUUGGCCAUAGUGGAGUUUGGAGUGUGACUGUUUGAGGUUGUGGACAUGUGUCUUUUAUACUGAUAACAAGUUCAAACAGGUGCCAUUAAUACAGGUAACGAGUGGAGGACAGAGGAGCCUCUUAAAGAAAAAGUUACAGGUCUGUGAGAGCCAGAAAUCUUGCUUGUUUGUAGGUGACCAAAUACUUAUUUUCCACCAUAAUUUGCAAAUAAAUUCAUUAAAAAUCCUACAAUGUGAUUUUCUGGAUUUUCUUUUCUCAAUUUGUUUGUCAUAGUUGACAUGUACCUAUGAUGAAAAUUACAGGCCUCUCUCAUCAUUUUAAGUGGGAGAACUUGCACAAUUGGUGGCUGACUAAAUACUUUUUUUCCCCACUGUAUUUGGCUAAGGUGUAUGUGAACUUGUAUGUGUAUGUGUGUUUUUUGUUGUUGCUCGCUUUCAUCACUUUUCAAGAAAUGUAAUACGUUAUACAGUUAAUCAAAUGUGUAUGGACUAACAGAUGCAAAAAUGCUAGCCAGAUUUUUCUGGACUUUGCUUAAUAACCAGCUAACAAAUUUAAAAACGGUUUGGAGGUAACAACAAUACCGCAGGGAAGUCGAAAAUAAAGUGAACUUUCCCUUUAAAACAGGUUUUAUUAGAAAUAACACAUUUGUUUAACAGACACAUGCAGUAGACCCUAGCUGUUCAUAAGAUAUGUCUCAUCUCCUCUGUGUCCCAGUUCAGUGAAGCGAGCACCUGUGUUUAUUGGUCAGAGGAUGGAGAGGGGGCGUGGUCAAGCCAGGCUUGUGCCACAGUGAUUUCCAACUCCACCCACACUGUGUGCUCCUGCACCCAUCUCAGCAGCUUCGCCCUGCUCAGGGGAAUCCAAGGGGAAAAGGUGAUGAACAACAACAUUGUAGACCCGCUAAGAGAGUAUUGGAUCUGUGAGAAGGUGUUUUUGCCUUCAAGCUUUUCCUUUUGCCUUGGGGUAUUGGUAUGGCCUGUAUUUAAUUAUUGUCAUUCCUCAUUGACAGAAAAGCGGAAAUCUGUCGUUGGUGAAGUGGGUGGGCGUUUCUGUGGCGCUGGCCUUUGUGGUCCUAUCCCUGCUUACAGCCCUGUGGUGUCGCUUUAUCAGCAAAAAACGCAAUGGCAGGGAGCCGGCCGGAAAAGCAUUUUAA